AUGGCUUUCUCGCUGUUUGACGCUUCAGGUGGGUUAAUGAUAUGUAACCCUUCCACUGAGCAAAUCGUCAACUUACCCGAUCCCGCCAGAUAUGUGGGAUACAACCUCAUUGAUGAUCAACACAAAUCACUAUCCAUGUCCUUGAGUAUUCCAUUUGGACCAGCUGAUACUCCUCGCACAAGGUGUUAA
Arabis nemorensis is the source of this 189-nucleotide messenger RNA. NCBI's taxonomy places the organism in Eukaryota, Viridiplantae, Streptophyta, Magnoliopsida, Brassicales, Brassicaceae. The record is from the annotation of a GenBank genome assembly.